Molecule: messenger RNA, 3891 nt
Organism: Pipistrellus kuhlii (Kuhl's pipistrelle)
Lineage: Eukaryota; Metazoa; Chordata; Mammalia; Chiroptera; Vespertilionidae
Gene: DDX11
Product: DEAD/H-box helicase 11
Exons: 28
Coding region: 265-2988 (907 amino acids)
Biological process (GO): nucleobase-containing compound metabolic process; establishment of sister chromatid cohesion
Cellular component (GO): nucleus
Molecular function (GO): DNA helicase activity; DNA binding; ATP binding
Source: RefSeq, a predicted model, not a curated record
GAGCCUGACAGAAGGCUUUGAUUCUUGAGGCCAAAACUUUUUUUGGAGGCAGCUCUGUUUUGUGCUGGAAAUGGAAGGUCUCCCAAGAGGAUAAAGCAGCAUUUGUCAUGCAAAUACUGCCCUGUGCAGAAGUGAGGGAAGGCUGCUGCAGAAGUGAAUACAGGCAACAUCUUUGACCCCAGAACACAGGUCUGUGAGAGGAAAUCUCCAAGACUUUCAUAGAGGCAUUAGAAGGCUAUCCAAGCAGCAAAGUAUCUCAGGAUCAUGGCUGAUAAAAACCAGGAGAUUGGUGGCAUCCAUUUCCCUUUUCCCUUCACACCCUAUUCCAUCCAGAAAGACUUCAUGGCAGUGCUAUACCAGGUGCUGGAGGAUGGCAAGAUUGGGAUAUUUGAGAGUCCAACUGGCACUGGAAAAUCCUUAAGCCUUAUUUGUGGGGCUCUUUCCUGGCUUCGUGACUUUGAACAGAAGAAACGACAAGAGGAGGCACAUCUCCUUAAAACUGGAACUGCCCCCUCCAGUGAUGGGAAGGACCAGCCCCCAUUUAUUUUAUCCUCACAUCAAAAGACCCCAGACACUCUAAGGCCUCCUGGAGAACCUGACUGGGUUACUCAGUUUGUGCAGAAGAAAGAAGAAAGGGACCUGGUGGACCGACUGAAGAUGGAGCAGAUCAGGAGGAAGAAGCGAGAAGAACGCCUACAGCAGCUCCGUCACAAUACACAGCUCAAGUAUGCAGCCAAGCGUGAGAGACAGGAAGAAGAAGAGACAGAGCGUCUCCUCCGUCUCAGCAGGGACAUACUGGCGGCAGGAACGGAGGCCGAGCCGCUGGAGCAGCUAGCAUCUGGGGAGGAGGAUCUGGUCCUCUCGGAGUACGAGAGUGAUGAGGAGAAAGGAGCCCCUAACAGAUUAAACGAGGAUGAGGAUGACCUGGAGGAAGAACAUGUAACUAAGAUUUAUUACUGCAGUCGGACCCACUCCCAGCUGGCCCAGUUUGUGCAUGAGGUCCAGAGGAGCCCCUUUGGCAAGGACACCCGGCUUGUCUCCCUCGGCUCUCGGCAGAAUCUUUGUAUAAACCAAGACGUGAAAAGCCUGGGUUCUGUGCAGCUGAUUAACGACCGCUGUAUGGAGCUACAGAGGAGCAGACACGAGAGCAAGAGCCAAGCUGAGGACCAGGAACCCAAGAGGAGAAGGCAGGCACCCCGGGCUGCCUGUCCCUUCUAUGGCCAUAGGCACCUGCAGCUCUUCCAGGACCAGGUGCUGCUGGAGGUGAAGGACAUCGAGCAGCUGGUGGCCCUGGGGAAGGAGGCUGGUGCCUGUCCCUAUUAUGGGAGCCGGUUUGCCAUUCCAGCUGCCCAGGUGGUGGUGCUGCCCUACCAGAUGCUGCUGCACACGGCCACCCGGCAGGCCGCGGGGAUCCGGCUGCAGGGCCAGGUCGUGAUCAUCGACGAGGCGCACAACCUGAUUGACACCAUCACAGGCAUCCACAGUACGGAGGUCAGUGGAUCCCAGCUCUGCCAGGCACAUUCCCAGUUGCUCCAGUACAUGGAACGAUACAGGAAGCGUUUGAAGGCCAAGAACCUGAUGUACAUCAAGCAGAUCCUGUACCUGUUGGAGAAGUUUGUGGCUGUGCUGGGGGGGAACAUUAAACAAAAUCCCAAUACACAGAGCCUCUCACACACAGGGACAGAGCUGAAGACCAUCAAUGACUUUCUCUUUCAGAGCCAGAUCGACAACAUCAACUUGUUCAAGGUGCGGCGCUACUGUGAAAAGAGCAUGGUCAGCAGAAAGCUCUUUGGCUUCACAGAAAGGUAUGGGGCAGUCCUCGCACCCCCCAGGGAGCAGCCUAGACUGGCGGGGUUCCAGCACUUCCUACAGAGCCUGCAGCCCGGGGUGACUGAGGCUCCCACAGCCCCUGUGGAAGAGGGGGAGGCCAGGGUGCCUCGGCCUGCUUCCCCGCUGAUGCACAUCGAAGGCUUCCUGGAAGCUCUCACUACUGCCAACCAGGACGGCAGGGUCAUGCUGAGCCGCCAAGGCAGCCUCAGUCAGAGCAGCCUGAAAUUCUUGCUACUGAAUCCAGCAGUGCCUUUUGCCCAGGUGGUGAAGGAAUGCCGGGCAGUCGUCAUUGCGGGGGGCACCAUGCAGCCGGUUUCUGACUUUCGGGAGCAGCUGCUGGCAUGUGCUGGGGUGGAAACCGAGCGCCUGGUGGAGUUUUCCUGUGGUCACGUGAUCCCUCCAGACAACAUCCUACCCCUCGUCAUCUGCAGUGGGCCCUCUAACCAGCAGUUGGAAUUCACAUACCUGAAAAGAGAGCUGCCUCAGAUGAUGGACGAGACAGGUCGCAUCCUCUGUAACUUGUGCAACGUGGUGCCUGGAGGGGUGAUCUGUUUCUUCCCCUCCUAUGAGUACCAACGCCAGGUCCAUGCCCACUGGGAUAAGAGUGGCCUGCUGGCCCGCCUGGCUGUCAGGAAAAAGAUAUUUCAGGAACCCAAGCGAGCAAACCAGGUGGAACAGGUGCUGGCAGAGUAUUCCAGGUGCAUUCAGUGCUGUGGCCAGGCAGGAGGCAUGGUGACCGGGGCCCUGUUGCUCUCGGUGGUCGGAGGAAAGAUGAGUGAAGGCAUCAACUUCUCUGAUGAUCUCGGGCGGUGUGUGGUUAUGGUGGGCCUGCCCUACCCCAACAUCAAGUCUCCAGAGCUCCAAGAGAAAAUGGCCUACCUGGACCAGACCCUUCCCCGGACCCCAGGUCAGAUCCCCCCAGGAAAGGCUUUGGUGGAGAAUCUAUGUAUGAAGGCUGUCAACCAAUCAAUAGGGAGGGCCAUCAGGCACCAGAAGGAUUUUGCCAGCAUAGUGCUCCUGGACCAGCGGUAUGCCCGCCCACCUAUCCUGGCAAAGCUGCCAGCCUGGAUCCGAGACCGGGUGGAGGUCAAAGCCACCUUUGGCCCUGCCUUUGCUGCUUUGCGGAAGUUUCAUCACAAGAAGUCUGGCCUUUCCUGAGGGAUGGCCGCACCCAUCUGGAGUGCAGACCAGCCCCUUCUGGAAUCCCUGGUUGCCAGUAGGCGAAAAUUAGGUCGAUCCUGAACAAGCAGUCGCUCCUGGCCACCCAGGGCAGUUCCCCUCCCUGAAAUUGGUCUUUCUUGCUGUUCACACAUCCAGUUGAGCCCCCCUCCCUCGGCCAGCUUCCAGGGGCAGCUGUGGAAGCUGCACCUUCCACUUCAGUGUCUGCGCGUGCUCGUUUCUCAGCACCCUUUUCUCAGCGGCAAGAUGGAGCAGGCCUCUCCCGCCUCUCCCUUUUCUUCCCUUUUAGCUAAAAUUAGUGUUCUAAACCUUUGCUUUUCCCUCUAAAUUAAGAAUAUUCCCCAUUUCCGGCCCCUGGUUCUGGGCUCUUCUGCCCUCUGGCUUCUGGUUACUUUGACCCACUGCCACCUGGGGGUUAAGCACCCUCUAUGACAGGUCGGGCACUGAAGUCAUUUGGAAGUGGGAGCAGAGCCCUGUGUGAUGCUCCCCGCCUGCUGGCCCUAACCUGUCUGUCCCACAGCCUCCACAGCAUGCUGCCUCCUGGGCUGGUUCCAGGUCCCUCUUGCCACUUGAGCAAACUCCAAGAUACUUCUUCCCCUGGCAUCAGCAAUUACACCAAGGGCCAUUAGGCUCUCAGCAGGACUAUUUUUACCCUCGACGUUUUUUUUUUUCUCCUGUGUGAAAAUAUCCCUCUCUCCAUCCGCAACAGCUGCCCUGUUGACUGCACCUCCCUUCCCUGGCCCCAGAGAAAGGGGGCUUGGUCCACUCGCACCUUGUCCCAUUGCCCGAGACCAGGGGGAGCAGGGCAGGCCCUGGUUCGGAGAUGUUUGCAUUCUGCACAGCUGUAGUUCCUUAAUUAAAAGUGCACUGUUGGUUGAUGCU